ACACACACGCACAUGCACGCGCGCGCACACACACACACACCAGUGGAAAUGUGUUUCAAGCCAAAAGAUACAUCAUGAAGUCAUUCUGCAGCCUCCACUCAGAACAAAGCUUUCAAACAGUUUUAAGGUUUUAGAUUUUUCUUUUUCUGAAGCCAAAGCAACAAACUAAUGAGGUCAACUAGUAAUGUUUUAUUUCGGGCUCUGUGUCCUCUGAUGGUCCUUAGCAGCUGUUGUGUCUCAGAGUGAGAGCUGGGGUCUGGACUCUCCAGAACUUUCCAACACUGAUCUUUUCCUGAAAAUCACAAUGACCCUCCAGUGGACGACAGUGGCUGUUUUCCUCUAUUCAGAGAUUGCAGUUAAUCUGAUCCUGUGUGUACCUUUCAUAUCAGCACAACGAUGGCGUUUGGUUUUUAACUGGAGAAUAUGGAGCUGGUUGUCUCUGUACUGGAACAAAUGUUUCUUUGCAAUAAUCAUGGUUCUUAUUGUUCUAUUCCUUGACGCCAUCCGAGAGGUGCAGAAGUACUCGGAUGCAGACAUGCAGGAUGCUAACGCAAAUCCAAACCUGUACGAUCAUGUCCACAUGAAGCUGUUCAGGGCUCAGAGAAACCUUUACAUAUGUGGUUUCUCUCUCUUCCUUUGGCUCGUCAUGCGUCGGGUUGUCACUUUGCUCAGCCAGGUUGCUGCCACCUUGGAGGACAGCGCAGGUCUUCAGGCGCAGGGAGAACAGGCCUUCCAAGCUGCUGAGAAGCAACAGGAGGAAAAUGAGAAACUCAAAAAAGCUCUCCUAGAAGGGGAAAAAUCAACAUCAGCAACAGAGCAACAACUGAAGUUGCAGAUCAAAAACGUAACAAGUCAACUGAGGGAUGCACAGGAAGCUGUGCAAAAGUCCCAUGCUGAAGUUGAAGCAAUGAGGAGGCAGGCUAAAGGUCUGGCACAGGAGUACGACAGGCUAUUGAGGGAACAUCAUCAGCUCCAGAAUCUUCAUGGUGCUGAAGACAAAAAGGAUCAGUAAUCACUGGGAUGCAAAGGGCAGCUGGAUGAGGUCCAUUAUUAUUAAGUACAACUUUAGAAACAUGAAUGUUAAUAUACAUAAUGUAUUUUGUUAUAACAUAAUGGUAGCAAUACUGUAAAAGUAUAUAUUUAAUAAUACUGCAGAACUUAAAAAUAAAUUGGAAAAUGUA
Austrofundulus limnaeus is the source of this 1181-nucleotide messenger RNA. RefSeq names its product B-cell receptor-associated protein 29. The record is from RefSeq and is a predicted model, not a curated record. NCBI's taxonomy places the organism in Eukaryota, Metazoa, Chordata, Actinopteri, Cyprinodontiformes, Rivulidae. The transcript has 8 exons. Bases 305 to 1012 code for a protein of 235 amino acids. Gene Ontology annotation, cellular component: endoplasmic reticulum; endoplasmic reticulum membrane. Gene Ontology annotation, biological process: endoplasmic reticulum to Golgi vesicle-mediated transport; intracellular protein transport.